Messenger RNA from Caenorhabditis bovis, 993 nucleotides. NCBI's taxonomy places the organism in Eukaryota, Metazoa, Nematoda, Chromadorea, Rhabditida, Rhabditidae. The record is from the annotation of a GenBank genome assembly.
AUGGUUCUUGGGCAGAAUUUUGCGGAGAAUAAUAAUAAUAACUAUAUAAAGCAGAAUGAGAAUGUUGGAAAAGUCGCCGUGCAUCAAUGCAAUAUUUGUAACAAGAUUUUCCUGAAUUUUAGAGGCUUGCAACAACAUUCGGUGAUUCACACCGACGAGAAGCCGUAUGUGUGCGAGAUUUGCGAUCGAAGCUUCCGCUACAAGUCGAAUCUGUUCGAGCAUCGCUCAAUUCACACCGGCAACGCGCUCUACAAUUGUCCGUUUUGCGGAAAAUCGUUUCGAUUAAAAGGAAACAUGAAGAAGCAUAUGAGAACUCACGUGACAUGCAAAGAAGAGCUCGAGGAGGCCUAUAAGCCAUUCUCAUGUAAUAGAAGAACGGUGUCGAUUCCGGACAAUGUGCACAUCGUUCGAGGCAACAUUCCAAUUUUUCCGCGUCUGAAAAAAUCUCAUACGGACCUUGAGCGAUGGACAAUGAGAAUUCACACGGGAGUUGUGGUCCCGAUCAAUCCGAUUGAUAAUAAAAUCAACGCCUACGAGAAAAUGGUGUUUUAUGAGACGUUUGCCGAUUUCGACUCGUUUUACGAUUUGUGCCGUCAAAUUGAAUUCGAAAUGUACAUUUGCCCGGUGUGCAAAGUGGUGUGCGGCGGAAAAUGGGCGUGUCAGCAGCACGCGAUCAUCGAGCACGCGGGUUGCCGCGAAAUGGACGCGACGAGCUUCGUGUGCGAGAAGUGCGUUCGGCUGUUCAGCAGCGCCGACGCGCUCGAACAACACAACAGCUAUCAUUUCCGUGUGCAGCACAUGAUUCGGUUCACUGUGCCAACGCCGAUCGAUCUCGAUGAGCUGUACUACAUGCAAACGGGUGUCGGCGACAUUUCCAACGAGAUUGAGGUCAUCGACAACGAGUACGACGAGCAAAAUGAGCAGCAGCUUCUGCUCGAUGAUGAGCCGAACCAUUCGCAUUUCGGCGAUUUCGUGAACCCGUCGGGUAAUUAA